AUGCAUCCUCAUUGCUUCUUCCUCGCACUCUUUGCUCUACUGGUUUCUCUGGUAACCGCCACUACAACAAACAACGUUCCCGGUACCUGGAAGCCUAUGGACAGCAUCGAUUUAAACGCGACAGAGAUUGGAGAGUGGGCCGUUUCCGAGUACAACAAGAAUGCCACAAACAAGUUAGUUUUUGAAAAACUGAUUUCAUCUGAGAUAACAUUUGUAUCAGGCACCUUAUAUUUGCUUCUUGUUGCGGCUAAGGACGAGUCUUUGCCUAAUCGCACCGGAAAUUACAGAGCUUGA
Molecule: messenger RNA, 294 nt
Organism: Pyrus x bretschneideri (Chinese white pear)
Lineage: Eukaryota; Viridiplantae; Streptophyta; Magnoliopsida; Rosales; Rosaceae
Product: cysteine proteinase inhibitor 5-like
Exons: 1
Coding region: 1-294 (97 amino acids)
Molecular function (GO): cysteine-type endopeptidase inhibitor activity
Source: RefSeq, a predicted model, not a curated record